Strongylocentrotus purpuratus (purple sea urchin) is the source of this 1455-nucleotide messenger RNA. RefSeq names its product apoptosis-enhancing nuclease. The coding region runs from base 218 to 1240 and encodes 340 amino acids. Gene Ontology annotation, cellular component: nucleus. Gene Ontology annotation, molecular function: nucleic acid binding; 3'-5' exonuclease activity. Lineage: Eukaryota; Metazoa; Echinodermata; Echinoidea; Camarodonta; Strongylocentrotidae. The record is from RefSeq and is a predicted model, not a curated record. The transcript has 2 exons. Gene Ontology annotation, biological process: rRNA processing.
GUGGUUAAGGUUGCACUGGAGUGCAGUGUUAGAGUGGUGCAACGUGCAACGGGGUGCAACGUGAUAAACCAAGAAUAACUGAAUAACUUCGACAUUUUAGUUUUUAGGUUCAAGUUUUACUUCCGCUGUUUCUGGAGAUCUAAGUUACAGAUGGGCAUAGCGAUCUCGAAAUCGUUGUGCACGGGUUAUAGUAAAAAAAACUUUGCCAAGGAAGAGCAUGCGAAAGGCAAAUCUGAGGACCUUUGUUGUUUCAUCAUACCAGCCACAAGAUACAUCCAUGGCUAAGUCAACUGAUUUGAAACUAAAAGUAACACACAAAUCUACUGGUACUGGGAAAGCACGAAAGAAAAAAAUGGCGUUGCCUAGAAGGAUAUUUCGGAUUCUAGAAAGUGGUAAGAGAGUUCACUUUCAGAAUGUCAGUCUGAGUAAGAAAAGGCAGAUGUGCAUAAAUCGUUACUUACCAGUAUCUGAUAUAGCAGUUGCAAGUGGUAGAGAUAAUCUACAGAAGAAUCCUGUGAUGUGUCAUUCUGAAUCAGCUCGUGGUAUAGUAGGUAAAUCAGAGAUGACAGUAUAUCGUGAGUCCAGCAACAUACAUAAACCUUAUAGUGCAAAAAAUGAAAAACCUACUACCUCAAAAGAUAAAGGUAAUCGUCAUAGAGAAGUUGUUGCAAUAGACUGUGAAAUGGUAGGAUUGGGACCCAAAGGACGAUUCGCUGCACUAGCCAGAUGCAGCAUUAUUGAUCACAGUGGAGAGAUCAUUUAUGAUAGCUAUGUGAAACCAGAUGAGCCUAUCACAGACUACAGAACUAAGUGGAGUGGAAUCCGCCCCCGGAACAUGGUCAAUGCAAUACCUUUCAAUGAAGCCCAGGAACAAGUCAAGAAUCUUCUCAAAGAUAAGAUCGUCAUUGGUCAUGCAGUUUGGAAUGACUUCCAAGCGCUCAAAUUUGCCCAUCCUCCAAAUGAUGUCCGAGACACAAGCAAGUGCAAGUUAUUGGCUGAAAUAUACGGCAGUAAGUGCACACCAGGCCAGCAUCUUGGUCUCAAAUCCCUUGCUAAAUAUCUGCUUGGUAUUGAUGUACAAAGGGGUGAACAUUCAUCUGUUGAAGAUGCAAGAGCAGCCAUGGAUUUGUACAAGCUUGUAGAGGAUAAGUGGGAGGAAGAACUUCAAUCAACUUUCCCUGAUCAAGAUUUCAGGACAUCCUUCCUUGAUGACCAUUUCUGGCCUGAAGACCUAAUUUAAAAUUAUACCAAUGUCAUUACUAAUUUACUAUAAUUUCAAUGCAGCCCGAUCGGUUAACAUGAUUGGUUUUGCAGUACAUGUAUUUGUAUUGACAUCAUGUGCAGCUGCAAAGAUAAAAUUUCACCUUCGAUGGUGAUGUGGAUUUGUGUUGAAUACUCUGCCUUUGUUGAAACUUUACAAAAGUUUAUCCGUAAGCAAGAUGCAUAGCUAAUAGC